UUAAAAAGCUCGUGAGACGCAGGACACACUUCUCUUCCUGACUGAAAUGAUGGGAGCUGUUGAGGCCUUGCUUAUUUGUGUGCUGACUUCCUGGCUUACCAAUGGCCUUUGUUUGCCAUAUGGCAGCAAAAAUGAAAUUGAAGGUAAUGUACUGAACAGAAAGAUGGGCGAGUUGUUUCCCGAUGACUUUGCCUUAAAGAAAGCCCUGGGACUCAUCCAUUCAGUGGAGAGUGUGUUGAAGGAACAUGUUAAAGAAGUUCUCCUGGAAACCAACGAAGUGGAAGCUGAGGUAUUGGUCGGACUGAAACCUGAGGAGAAUCGGUGCCCCCCUUGCGCAGUAGGGGUCGACGUGACGCUGGACGGGGCAGUGCCAGGCAACGUGACGCUGGACGGCUCGGCAAGGGGCAACGUGACGCUGGACGGCUCGGCAGGGGGCAACGUGACGCUGGACGGCUCGGCAGGGGGCAACGUGACGCUGGACGGCUCGGCAGGGGUCAACGUGACGCUGGACGGGGCAGUGCAGGGCAACGUGACGCUGGACGGCUCGUCAGCAGCAAACGUGACGCUGGACGGGGCAGUGCAGGGAAACGUGACGCUGGACGGCUCGUCAGCAGCAGGUGGCAACAUGCGCAUAAAACGCAGUAAGGAACCUGUUGAAGUCAUAGAAAGACAAUCUGCAGUCAGAGGAGGAAGUGAGGACAAUUUUAGGUUUCGGAAACAUUAUCAGGUUCCCUCACGCUAGCGAAGAGUUAAUUAUUAAAAGCGGAGAACUGGUUUUAGUAACAAUGCAAAAGCUCAUUGUGUAUCUGAUGGCCCUUUUCUGCUGAUGGUGGCAGAAGAGUGGAAUAAGAUGUUUCUGUCUCGACUUUGAAUAAAACCCUUAAAACUG
Molecule: messenger RNA, 889 nt
Organism: Paralichthys olivaceus (Japanese flounder)
Lineage: Eukaryota; Metazoa; Chordata; Actinopteri; Pleuronectiformes; Paralichthyidae
Source: RefSeq, a predicted model, not a curated record